AUGACUGCACGAGAUGAAAGUACUGUCCCGUUGUCGAGACGUCAACGACUUAUGGGCCUUGCCAGAAAUACAAGAGAUAAUUAUAUUCCGAAGAUCACAGGUUCAGUGAGCUCAUUUGCUUCUGGAGCUUCCCGGGCUUUCACCAAUACCGAUGUGUAUGAUGAGAAUGGACGAAUAUUAUUGCCCAAGGAUUCCACAAUUCAACUAUUCCCCUCGUAUACUAGACACCAGGAUGGGAAAUAUUUUGUUGAUGUUCAAGGCUGGGUUUUCACUCCCGGGGUCAUGAAUAGAAAGAAUCGAGUGGUAUUGUCAGUUGUCAAACAAAUCAUGAAACAAAGAGAAACGUCUAGAGCAGCUUUGAAUAGCAUAGAAAAUGACAGUACUAUGAAACAAGAAGUAUUCAAUCCAGAUUCGGCAAGUUCAGAUACAGAAUCUAUUAUAUCAGUGGACUCUUCUCAUAGUUCAAGAAGUUCUAAUGCAUCACUCAAUCCUGAUGACGUUAUCAAAGAAAGAUUAUCGAGCUUUUUUGCAAGGUCAAUACCAAAUACAGAGUUAUCGAUAACCAUUGGAUCAGAAAGCAAGGUUGACAAUUUGAAGCAGCUAUAUAUUUCAACUGAUGGGUAUGGCCAUUUUGAAACUACCAUUGAAGUGCCGUAUAAGCCGUCAGUUAUCCAAGCAUCAUCGAAAUUAGUUGACACGGUAUUUGCUUUCCAAGAUAUCAAUGUUUAUUCCAAUUCUGGAAUUGGGAUAAUUAGUGAUAUCGAUGAUACAGUUAAAUUAACUGGGGUCAUUGGAGAGAAGAUGGUUUUAUUGAGAAACUUAUUGACUAAUGAGGUCAGUCUGUGGAGUAUACCAGCAGUAAUUAAAUGGUACCAAAAUAUCUACAAACGAGAAAAUGUCAGUUUCUUUUAUGUUUCCAAUUCUCCAUGGCAACUUUAUAAUACUAUAAACGAAUAUUUUCAACACACUGGAUUGCCUCCUGGGUCUGUGCAUUUGAAAAGAUAUAGCGGGAACAUAAUAGCAUCAUUAUUGGAACCUUCAUCGUCAAGAAAAAGAAGAGCCUUGCACAAGAUUUUGCAGGAUUUCCCUGAUAAAAAAUUUGUGUGUAUUGGAGAUUCUGGUGAGCAUGAUUUGGAGGCAUAUGUCGAUUUGGCUAGAAGUUUCCCGAAUAGAAUCUUAUCCAUCAACAUCCGAUAUGUGGAAGACUCCUUUUCUGAUGAUAAUGAUCAGAAAAUUUACAAUGAAGUAAUACGGUUAAUCACUCUCAAACGAAAGGAGAUACCAAAGACAACAGACACCUUGAAACCCAGUGCCAACAAGAAAAGUUUAUCUCCAUCUGCAGAUGAUCAAAUAGAGGAUUUGAUAGAUUUAUCCGAUGCAUCUGUUCAACAGACACCAAAGAAACUCCCGCCUAUGGUUCCGAAAAAGCCAACGAAAUUAAAAGGGCAAAAUAUGACUAGAAAACCACCUCCUCCACCGCCACCUCCUCCAUCACGAAAUAGAGGCAAUACCCUAACUCAUUCAUACACUGAUAGUGUCAUGUUAUCACCCCAUUCAACUACUCAAUCACUGUUGCCAACUUCACCCCCAUCUUCUUCCAACGUUGCUUCGGAUGGUAACUCUAUCGACGAAGAACUACCACCGUUACCCCCUAGACGACAAACUUCCCCUAGUAUUAACUCAAGCACUUCACAUGAUAGUGAAUUAGACAGUAUUUGCAAUUCGCCCGGAUUUAUUGAACUUGAAGAAUACGAUCAAAAAGGUGCUAAUUGGAUUAAACGAAUCAUAUCCUCGAUUCAUCAAUUGGAAAGUGUUGACACGAAACUCAACAUUUUUAAAGAUGACGACGAUGCUUUCUUCAAGAGUUCUUGUAUCGAAUUAGAUGAAUUGAAAAAGUAG
Candida albicans SC5314 is the source of this 1899-nucleotide messenger RNA. RefSeq names its product phosphatidate phosphatase. The coding region runs from base 1 to 1899 and encodes 632 amino acids. The record is from RefSeq and is a predicted model, not a curated record. Gene Ontology annotation, cellular component: actin cortical patch. The transcript has a single exon. NCBI's taxonomy places the organism in Eukaryota, Fungi, Ascomycota, Pichiomycetes, Serinales, Debaryomycetaceae. Gene Ontology annotation, molecular function: phosphatidate phosphatase activity.